AUGGUGCUGCAUGAAGUUGAGAGAACGUUGUGUGAGUGCUGCAACAGGCUUCGAAGACGAGAAAUGGUUCAUCAUACCAUACACAGUGGAAAUUUUGAGCCAUCCGAGCUUAAGAUCGGAAGACUCUUGGGAAGCGGUGGCUUUGGAUCCGUUUACGAGGCGACAUAUUGUGGGGAGCGAAUAGCUAUAAAAAAGCUUCAUCAGGGAACAAAGAAUGAGAGGGCCGCACUGGAAAGUUUCGAGGCUGAAAGCUCCAUUCUACAUUUCAGACAUCCGAACAUUGUGCGAACGCUCGCAGUAUUGACCAUAAUGGAGACUCGUUGCAUAAUAAUGGAGUUUGCCGGCGAGAGAAACUUGCAAAGCGUCAUAAACGAUCCAUUUGAGGAGUUGGAUGCUAAUCGACGCAGAAAAUUCUCCUUCAAUAUUGCAACUGCUUUACAAUUUGCCCACCAGCAAGGGCUAGCACAUCUAGACUUAAAACCGGGAAAUGUGCUCGUCACCGCCGAAGAUCAAUGCAAACUGGCUGAUUUUGGGUGCUGCCGCGCCGUUGAGGAAAACAAUAAGCCAGCCAGCCCGACAAAAUCGAACUUGACUGGAACAUAUGCUUACAGGGCACCGGAACUUCUAAAAGGCGAAAGCCCGACAACGAAAGCGGACGUUUAUUCGUACGGAAUAUGCUUGUGGCAAAUGCUGAAAAGAGAACAACCGUAUGGAAACGAGAAUCAACAUGUUAUUAUUUUUGGAGUUGUCGCCUAUCAGCUGCGACCCGAAUUGAACGACGAAAUUACAGGAGAUGGACAAUAUGUAAAUUUAAUCAGACAAUGUUGGCAGGCAGAGGCGAAAUUUAGACCUACAGCCUCAGAGAUCGUUGCCAAGCUGCAACAAAUCAAAGCUGAAACAGAUUUCAGCAAAGAAAGGUUGAGCGAAAAGCUUUGCGAUCAUCAGGUGUGCCUUCAAAACAGCAGAUUGCACUAACUGCACUUGAAAAUUAUUGGACAGCCUAAUUUAUCUAUUUUUCCGGAAUUUCAAUACACACCUUUUUUAGUUAGAUGACAUGUGAUUGUGAACUCGCAACGUGAGUACCCAAGACUUCUUACCUUCCAAUCGAGAGAACAUUCCAUAGAAAAUAUGUUUUUUCAUAAAAAUAAAUGAGGUUAUAUUAAUUGUAAACAUUUGUGUAAUAAUAUUUCUUAUACGUAAACGGCGCUCCUGCCAAGCCAAAAAUAGCCUUUGAAUUUUCAAUAAAAGAAUGCAACAAUUUGCAAAUUAACUUUGAGUGCGUUUGAUUUUUGGUCGUAUCAUGGUCCAUUGGGUUUUCAAGCGCGAUAUUUCGCUUGCAUGCAAAGAUCCUAUUUCUCACGGAAGGUAAAAGCCCACUCCUUUGUUCCAAUCGGUAGGCAUUACUUUUUUGCAUUUGUAAUGAUCGCACAAAUAUUCUAAAGCUCUUAGGAACAGAUUGACCGAUAGUAGUGAACAAAGGACGCUAAGGCCGUUUGCGCGAGUCAUUAGACUUAAAUCCAAGAGAAAUCUCGAGAGAAUUUGGAACUCGGCGUCUUUCGCGAGAUCCGGCGCAGCUUUAUUUUAUUUUUCGUCUAAUUUAAUACCCCCCUGGAGACACUUUUGUUAGGGCCACGUUCUUAUGGCGACAUCUUUCUGCAGAAACAUAUAGCAAAGCUUAUUGAAUAUUGGAAAAAGGGUGCUGAUGUAGAGCAAAACAUGACUCACGAGAAAUCGAAGCGCGCAAAUCUCAUAAACGAUGUGCGCGCUCUCAAUCUGCCGACGACCGCUUUACCCAUUUAAUUUCCAACUACCGAAUGCUAAACCUCAUUUCAACAAAGAAGAAGGCAAAUUUGCAUUUGCUGCACAAAAAAGUCUUUGUAGUUGACCAGCUGUAGUUGUCCAUUAGAAUCAAUAAUGCCUUAUGCAACCACGGUACAAGAGCCCAGCAAGUUGAGCGCCAACUUUAUUGUUAAGUCACCUGUUGGAGGCGGGGCACGUAUUGAUCGUGCGUUCGAUGAGAGCACUGAUUGGUCAAAGAGACAAUACAAUCAAUUUUCUUAAUAGGCGACGCGUGCCAGAGCGCGAGCUGUUCAAAAGUGUAGCCACAGAACAGAAUAAAACAAGAUCCCUGGACCGUCUGGAGACUUACAUCAACCUAAAAAUGAUCCACAAAUGGUCGAGUCUCAGUACGCUGAGCGCACGAUCGAUUGCUUUCGAGAGCACAAUCAUUAAAGCGUAAAAAGACGAGCCAACUGUGCGUAAUAGCAGCUUCUCUUUGCAGUCGGUGCAGAGCUCAUUAAACAACCUGACUACAAGUCCAGCCCAAAACGCCUCGUAUUUAUUACAUUUGCGGAGUAUCGUUACAAAACUUGCGACCGUUCUCAACCCCAGCAAACGCCUCUGUCCGUUUUACUUAAUCAAACACACGAGCAAUAAAUCGCAACACCAGGGAACCAUUCAAACCGAAUAAAAAUCCCGCUGGGUUUGCAGGUUAAGGGUAAAACGACAAACCAAUUACUUAUGCAAAAAACGUGCAGACAGCUGACAAAUUGAAAAACCUUGUCCAAUCAAACAUUAGACCCUGUUUUAUUGCAAUGAUCGCUCUAAAAUCCCGAGUUUAAUAACGAUUGGCGCAAAAUAACCUCGACGUUUCCGCAUAAAACUGACGAUUCCGGCAACCAGUUGUUCAUCCAAGUUACCAGAGGCAUCACUUCUGAACAAACGGAUAGGUCAAUGUUCUCAUCCGUUGUUUGGAAAAGACUUUUUAAAAAUAGGCAAAGUAAAUAAUUGAGUGUCAGCUUACUGAUUAAUGGAGUUCCGAAAUCUCUUUUGUUGCCGCGCCGAGCCACGCUGUCGCUAGGUAACAGUAGAAGCCGAUCUAAUUAAAACGUUGCUUAGAGGAAGUGUGAAACUUGAUAAAGCUGGAAUUUUCAGUCAUGUAGACUGGUUGCCCACAGCAAUACUACGCCAGAAAGAGAUUUAGCACAGAUAACUUUCCACGAUCAUUUCUUCUUGCGAGAUAAAAUCGACCAUGAAAUUAUGAGUGAUCGAAGUGUAACGACGGAUGCAUCUUCAAAUAAUUGUAAGACAUUAUGUUGCGAAGUAGGCUUUCAGAGGUGAAAGGAAAGCGAGAAUGUAAAUUGACAGCUUUGAGUUGAAAUUACUGAAUUUGUUUUCGGAAGAGGAGAAUUGAAUGGGAGAUUAUUUUAAUAAAAGCGUUUGGUGAAUGUAAAUUGAUUCAAACUUGGAGCAGAGCUGUCAAAAACGAAUGACUGAUUUCACGAGAGCAUAAUAAUCGAACGAAAUCGAGAGAAAACCAGACCUCAAAUCGCUUUUUCAAUUCAAGCGUUUUGUCAAAGAUUUUAACAUCCGCUGUAGGUGAAAUUAUUAGCUUCUCGAAUCAAGCUUAAACAAUGCUCUCUCUGGGAGAGAAUUUUUGUUAUUAAAAACUUUAAAUGAGUUUAUUUACAAUCGCGCGACAGGUGGAGUCAGAAGUUGGCGAAGCGAUUAGAUGAAACCGCACCAGCGAAGCGGGCGAACUUAGACAUAAGCACACUGGUAACCCCCUUUAUCAUCAACCCGAAACUAGGAGCAACAGAUGGCAUGAUGAAACAAAAGAAUACGAAGUGGAGAAAAAGGCGAAAAAAAAGAAAAGAAACGCCGUGCAGGUUACUAAGUAACAACAAGAAACUAAGCGAAUGUUUAGAUUUUGAUCGCAUCGAAAAUUAAGAAAAAACUGGCCAUUUAAUACCACCUUAAUUUUUUUAGUUUUGUUGUUGUUAAGUCAUGAAAAAAAGCAUUAAAAUUUUGGCAGAUUUCUUAUAAACACAAGAAAGUUUCAAGCGGGUGGUAGUGUAUUAGUCUGUCUUAACAAAAUGACAGAGGCAGUUUUUCAAUACGGCCUCUCUGGAAGGAUUAACAUUUUGCCAAAUUGCAUUUUCAUGCUUAGCAACUCAGCAGAACUUGACUCAGCGUAACUAAAUAUUCCUCUCAAGAGGAGCAUAAGUUUACUCUCUUAGUUUCCUUCCAUCAAAUAUCACGACAGAACUUUCCCUUUGCCUCUAUGAAUGAGUGAAAUCGAAUUUCAUUGCCGAACUCGCACCGGCUAAAUUAGGCGCAAGUCCCUUUCACGCAUGUGUGAAAUCUCGCACAUUUUCAUUGAAAAGUCUGCAACAGCAGCUGUGUUACAGACUAAACAAAAAGGGAUGCGUUUUGAGAGCACGCGGCGUAUUGUUCACAAACAACUGCAAGAAUUUGAUCUCAAAUUAAACUGUGCAACGACAGUUAACCGUUCGCGUAACUAACGAUUCAGUGGUGAAGCGUGUCGCUUGUUUCCCAGAAUUGAGUUCUUGUUAUUUGGAUUCGAGCACGUGAUGCGUGAUGCGUGCGGUUGCUAUGUGGUCUCGGCUUGCGCAAGGCUUUUGAAUUCAAUGGGGUUUUCAGCGGCUUUUUUGUAUAAAAAAAAAUUAAACAGCCACAUGCUUAAUGGGUAUUACUAUCGAAGAGGUUCUCACGGAGACUAAACAAACUACUAGGUUUGCGUGUGGUUAGUGGCUCAUUGAACAGAAGAUGGUGGACUUUGUAGUCUCCCGCAGAGAGAUGUGUAAUCUAACCUUGGGAUUUACUGUUAAACAGAAUAUUAAAAUCGUUUGAGACUCCAAACAAGGGCCAAAUAUCAAAUAAUUGUUUCGGAUUGGAUACCUGACUGAUGAAGAUUAUACUGUCUAAGCUUUUCUAUCCGUAAAAUAUCAAGAUAUAGACCAUUCUGUCUAAACGGUAAACUCCUAUGGCCCAGGUUGUUCAAAGCUGGGUUAAGAUCACCCAGGGUUAGUGUGGAAUUUUAUUUCAGGUGUGAAAGCUUUAAAAGAAAAUUCAGUUCAAAUCUUUUUGCUUACAAUUUGAUCAUUGGACGUUCUAAAAAAAAUAGGGAAACGCUUCCCUAAAAAGAAUUUAGAACAAAGAAACCUGGAUUAAAAAUUUAACUCUGGGUUAGCGCAAAUCGGCCUUCGAACAACUGGAGAGAAAUGCGCAAAGUGACAAAAACAUCUCUUAUAACUGUUCUAACCUUUUUAUUCCUAAGAUCUCAUUAGUAAUUCCCCUUACUCUCUUUCAUACAAUUCUGAUGAUGUUUGUUUGGAGAAUUUGGUAUUGGAUUUGCUAUUUUCCUUUAUUACCACCACUUGUCAGUAUAGUAUCGUUUUGAUAUUGUGAGCAGAAAGUCUGUCUUGGUCACUCAUUGGAAUUAAAGGGUACCACUAACGUCGAGAUAAAACUCCUUUCCUUAUCAAAAUUUACGCGAAUUUGAAUUCACAAUGUUUUCCGAUUCUUACCGAUCAAUCAACAUCACCACCAGCCCAAGUGGUCAACUCUACUAACAAAUCAAAUUCAGUCCUCCCCCCACGUGAUUUGUUACGUUUGUACCAUGCUCAAUGUAAGGAAACCAACUGAAAAAAAAGACAAAACAAAAAAAACCCGUCUGUUUGCUUAAAAUUGACCUCUAACCGAGGGAAAAAUAAACCUUAAGACAACAACAGCAGACCGCAAAAAGGAUGUGAAAAUAAAAAAUAUAACAAUCCUCGAUUCAACGUUAAUAUCAUAUUUGAAAUUGCAGAUUGGUUGUCGUAUUUUUAAUUCAAUGCUGUAUAUAACACAACGUCAAAUACUCCUAAAAAAUACAUGCUUGAAAGUGUUCUAGUCCGCAGUCUCCAAUUUGCCUAUUUUGAUACUCUUGUUUACAAUUUUCGUUGUGAAUUUUCGAGAAAAACCUUAGUGUAAAUAAUGAUAUAAUAACCGUCAACACCAAAUGAAAUCAUAGUUUAGCCUAAAUCUUUUGUGAGUCAUUCUGAAGGUUUCAUCAAGAGCUUUAAAACCAAUGGCGAAAGAUAAGCUCUCGAUGACAAACUGAUAAAUUUGAUAAAGGGGGUAAGAUUCUAAAGAAACUCACGGUGGUGUUGCGAUGGUCGGGGAGUAUAACAGGGUAAUUUUGGUUUUAUCGCCUAAAUUGAAAAUGUGAAAUUGGUCACCGUAAAGAGUUUCAAAGCUGACGUUUCAAGCGUUAGCCCUUCGUCAUUCGUUCUAACGAAGGGCUAACGCUCGAAAUGUCACUCAUUGGCCAACCUUGUAAGUGUUGUGGCGUAUUUUUUAAAGUGCCACUAACCCCCAUUUUUCUUUAUUCGAUAUGUGGAUAGCUGUUAUUGGACUCAUAAGCUGUCUAUGCAGCUGUUAGACUCCUUCCUCCCUCAUUCGUUUGGAAAAAUUGCCUAUCCAGAAUUUUACCAAUUUUGCUUUAAGUACCGUUAAUUUCUCGAGUCUGAUUGGUUUACAACACUGGUUAUUCCAUAAAUGACGGGCGCAUGCGUAUAAUGGUACCCCAACACUACCAGACUUUCGUAGUAUAACAGCUGCCGUUAGUAAUAAGCAUGCCAAUUGAUUUCCCAUCCUUAAAUCAUCCUUAGUUCGCACCAAAUUAUUUUCUUUUUCAAAAGAAAAAAAAAAAAGCACGUAAUUAGCCUUUUUUCCCGUUGAGUGUUUUUAAAUAAGAGAAAGUUCCUCAUGAGUGGGAUGUAUUUGCAUAAAAUUCUACUUCCACUUUUAGCUCAUUAGCAAAACCACGUAGAACGAAUCAGAACCUGCUUAUACCAAAAAAAAAGGAACUACGAAAUGCAGACAUCGCAAACCAAAAAAAAAAAAUCGGAGUUAUAAUCGAAAAAUAAAGGAAUAAAACUGCCUAACUACUUAGACUCCCUUCCAAAAUCAAGUAUUCAAAACGCUAUGCCUGGCAUAAUAUUUUUCAGCCAUAAGUUAUUAUCCGAUAACAUAAUGCAUCAAUUUCAAAGCGAGUCUAUCUAAAAAAUUCAAAUGUAGUUAAUCAUAUAUUUCACCAUAUACCCCGACUAUGUCCUUUAAAGGAAAUGUUUGGCCACCUUUCCAGAAAAAUAUUGUGCCCACACAAAGCAUCAAUUCCAAGGAGGAUCUAUCUAAAAAUUCAAUUUACAUUAUGCUUUCAAUAUGACCUUUAAAGGGAAUAUCAGACUGUCUUUCCAGAAAAAUAUUGCGUGCAUUUCAAGGUACAUAAUUUCUUUCUAGUAACAGCCUCGAGGCAUUUUUUAAUAAUAAACAGUUUUCUGAAAGAGUCGGUUGUGGUAUUCCUGUGUGAAAAGGGGAAUUUUCUGACCAGAAGAUCGAAGUGAAUUAUAUUCUCAGACCACUUUGACAAGUGACCCUCGACAACAACGCCGUGGGGCUAUCGUCCUCUCUCGAAGUAACAGAAAAAACGUGAACGACUCGAAGCUUGGGAAAAUGCGCGAUCUUGUGCGGUCUGUGCAAGAAGUUGCGUGCAUUACCUUGGAGACCGUUACAAGAUGAUAACAACUCUUGCACAACCACAAAAUUAUCAAAACCAAAUGGAAACAUUUCAACACCCACUUGAAAUUAUCACCCACUUCUCAGAUGGGAGAAGUAUAUACUAUGUAUAAUAUAACACUAACGCGAGAAAGGCACUUAAGGGGCCUUAAGUGAUUCUAAACAAACUAACUUGUGGGAACUAGCUUCAUCUCAAGUAUUGACUUUGCAAAGAGCUGCUAAUUGGAUUUUUCUUUUGCCAAUCGCUGCACGGAAAGCGAAUCGCAUGAAAUAUUGUACACACACACACAAAAAAAAAUUCAGUCAUAGCCCUUUUAUCAAUUUGGAUAAACGAUCGCUUUAAGGCAUUUGGAAAGUUCUUUUAAGUUAUUUUUUCGUGGCCGAGUGCUUUAAGAAAAAGCACAGAUGGUACGCGAGAGUUGAACACGAUAAGUAAAGUGAAUUAAAAGAAAAACAUAUUAAUGCUAAGUAUUUUGAUUGAUUGAACAUUUCGUAACCACGAAAAGAGAAGCACUAAUAUCCAUCUCGCACUAAUAUUCGUCCCUUCCACGCUCUGUUACACUUCAUUUCAAACGUCUGAGUUGCUAUAUAGGUCUGCAAUCAUUAAAACUUCAACAUUCGUAGUUAUUAGCGACAAGACAAUAUUGAUCAAUCACGAAAACACACGCUAAAAGAUCAUUUUCCAACUGGUCUAAAGAAGAUCACUGACAAGUCUGCGCAGACUCGCCCCAAUUCUUACACGGCUGUUUCUCCGUGACCAAUUGACACGCGUUUUCACUCAAAAACCAACAAUAGAUCACCCUGAACGCAAGUUAUUUCACAGGCUCAUUAAGAACGAUUACUCAAAAAAUGGAUCAAAUCCAAAUAGUUAAAAGGCCAAAAAAAGAACAGGAAGAGUCAUUUUACAAUUACAAUGAAUGCCACAACUUUAAAAAUGAAUAAAAUUCAAAGAAUUCAGUUUUACACUGAAAAUAUAUAUGAUUAGAAAAAAAGACAAGGCAAAGUGGAGAGAGUGUAAUUCCGUCAACUUCAGUUACAAGUACAGACACAUACCCACACACUUGUUUACUUGAUUUGUUUUUUCAACAUUUGUGUAAGUAUCAACUCUAAGAAUAGAUUCAAGAGAUAUUUUCGUCUGAAGCACUGUCUCAAUGACAAAUGAUAGUUCUAUUUUGAAGACACCAAUCUAUUUAUGGUAAAUGAGUGAACACUUCAAAAAGAGAGUGUUUCACAUUUUGACAAACCUUAGAAGAAGUUAAUCAACUGUUUGUAAACUUGGAAAAUUUUGCCUAAAUUUUUAAAAACAAUCUUUUGUAAUGUGAGUGAUCCUUCUCCAUCCUACGACAUCUUUGAUACUUUUUGAUGCAUCCUUGCCUGUGUCAUUAUUUAUCUCCUCCCAGAAAAUAUUAUUUCAAAUUUUUAUUCUGUGUCUCUAAUGUUUUCUCAGUACAAUACAGGUGACUCAAAAUGUCAUCAUGACAAAGCAACUUUAUUGCAAACUAAAGAGAAAAGAGCCUAAGGGGAACGUUAUGGAAGAGUACCCAGCUUACAUCACUGAAUCUCGCAGUAAUUUCUUUUCACUGAUAAUACCACAUACUGAGGUUAUCUCAGCCAUACCUUUCCAUGCUCUGUUGCAUACCAAAUUUUAGGACUAAAGAAUGUUAAAAUAAAUUAUCACUAGCCCUUCAAGAGGUGACAGACGUCAUCCUAUAGCUGUCUCACAUCAAGAACUUUCAACCACAAGAGUUAAUGAGCAGAAUUUUGAUCCAAUUGCUUUGAUAACAAUUUUUUGGCCUGAAAACUGGAUAAACUGAUAAAAUUGGACUUGAACCUCAACAAAGGGAAUUUCAACAUAUGUAAAAAUAUCCCAUAUUCACAGACUCAUAUCAGCUCACUCACAAGAGAGUUUGAAAAAUGAAACAAGCAAUUUUUCAGAACAUAGUCCGACCAUGUUUAUCCCUUGAGUGUCCUUGGAAUUGAAAAAGGUUUUUUGAUCGUUCAUUUACUUUUAUAUACCCUAUAUAUAUGUGGUGGUUCCAAAAGACACAGUUCGGUCAAUUUUUCUUUUUUUUUACAGUUAAGAGAACUACUGAGCUACAUCAUCUUCCAAAGGCUAAUCAGGUUAACUUUGUUCCACAUAAAGUUUCUAAGCUUGAGCGGAUGAUCUAACUGUGAUCAGGGAUUUUUCUUGUAUGGUAGUGUUCAGAUGAAAAAGCAAUUCUUUCUAAGAUCUUUGUUUGAUCAAUCCUGACAGCCACUGUAUUUGUCACUUACGUCAAGAGUAGGAGUGAAGUAAUUCUUUAGAAGAUUUCAGCUAAAUACAUGCUUUCACCCUUUCCCUGAAUUAUGUUGGCCACAGCUUUGAUAGUUAAUCAGUUGACACAUUGGCAACCCAUAUACUGGUACAAAAACAAAUAAAGAAACACACUUCCUCCUCUUCCCCCCCCCACUCCUCCCAUAUCUCUUCCCCACCCCUUUCCCCAUGAGGCAGUAUGGUUGGGAGAUAUGCAGCAGGAGGAUGUAAUUCAAACCCAUGCCUACUUAUCAAGCUCAGGCUUCCUUAAAACAUUCAGGUUGUAAUAAUUAUGUCCUUCUUCUGCAGUAUUCUUCAAGUCCUUUACUAAGGUAGCCAGGUUUUUUUAAAAAAAGGUACGGAAACAAUGAGCACCUCGAUCAUAACAGCUCCAGUUGCUUUAGACCCGUGUUUACAUGCAAAAUUGACCGCUUACCUUAGCAUAUCUCUUGAUCCUUGAUCCAAAAUGGCUCGUGAGGAGAGCUUGCAAGCAGAACCCGCUGCACUAAUAAACUGCACUUAAGAAGAAUUUUAUAACAUUUAUCAUUUGCAACGCAGUAGUGACUGCCAUGUUUUGAACUUGAGGUCACAUAAAGCCUCGUUUUGGUUGAGCGAUAUGAUUGGCUCUCCGGAGGGUAACAAAUAGGUCGCGUCAAAUUCGAAUCACACAAGGAAGAAGAUAACAUGGCUGCUGGAUUUGUUUACUGGAUAGCCGAAGACAAAUUGCAGCGAUUAUCUGAAGCUUUUCAGCUAUUUAAAAAUCACAACGGCUGGAAAGGUGAGAUAGCUUGUGUUUUCAUUCUAGGAAAUGUUCUAGGAGAAAGUGACUGCGAUGGAAUUUCAUACAUCAACUUCACGUUUUGAAUAGAUUACGUGUAACGUUUGCCUGAUCUGUUUUAAUACUAAAAUUUAUUGGAAUUAAUCGAAAAAAUCACUCCAAAUCUCUUAAGAUAUAAGCCACGAUAGAAGAUCGAAGGUGAUUCAAUCGACUUUUACCGUGAGAUGUAACCUAGUAUAUACAUUCAUAGUGCCAUUUACUUUUGACAAGUUUAUUGUACAAGCGAUAGUCUGAUACGAUUUUUUAACUUUUCAGAUGACAUCCAAGCCUCCACUUAUCUUACCUUUGGAUGUCAAAGCUACAACUUCACAAAGAACCAUUUCUUCAAACAAGUAAAAUGGCAAAGUUCAACAGAAUUUAUCAUAAACCUCUACAGGGAACAUAGCACAAAAAAGCCAUUCUGUGAUUCCAUCUUUAAUCUAAAAGAACAGCUGGUAGCUCUUCAGCUGGUUAUGGCACAACUCAACAAAGAGGUACAAAAAGUAUUCCUCUGUCCUAAGGAGGGCCAGAAGGAUCAAUAAUUUAUAAUAGAACGACUGAGCAUUUGACCCCAAAUCCCAGUGGGUAAAUUGGCAGUCAUCCCACAAGUAGCCCAUUGAAGUUCCAGCUGUGACAUGAUCACUUGCGAGAUAAGAAGCAUGGUGAAUUGCAAGAGUUUGUAUGGAAAUAUUUAUGACUGCUCUUAAGAAUAUAAAUACAAUCAAAUUCUGAAUAAAAAAUACCUCACCUUACUUCCAUGGUGAAUUGCUUGCUAUCUGACUGCUUACUAUGUUGAAAAGAACCCAUUCUAGUGAGUUAUCCAGUUCUGGGUUUACUGCAUUCAUAAGACUUUUCUUAUGUACAUAGUAAACCUAGAAAUGGAUAAACUGCUAAAAUGAGUUCUUUUCAACAUAGUAAGUGGUCAGAUAGCAAGCAAUGCACUGUGGAAGUGAUUUCAUACAUAACAACAACUCAGUUGGUGAAACCAAAUUAUUUGAUACAUAAGAGCCUGCCACUGUAAUUUCAAAUUCUCCUACCCAAAAUGUAAAAACAUAGCCUCUCAAACCAAAGACACAUAAGAGCUGUUGCAUGCCAAUAUAACAUCUAAUAUAAGAAAUUCUUCACAGGAGGUACCAACUGAAGUUUUAUAACCAUCCAGCCAGUAUUAAAAGAUUAUCAACAGAAAUAUUGAUAAUGGCAUUAUUUUUAAAGGAAACUGGAGAGUUUGCAGUGAAAAUGCAUGAUGUGCUUGAAGCCCACAAAGAAAUUAUGAAGUACAAGUUGUCGAUGGAUGAGGAAGAAAAUUCAAUUUCUAAGUUAUGCACAGCCUAUAACAAGUUUCUGUUGCACUGCAAUUCUGUGGACUUUGCUGAUGUCUUUCAGAGAGUCAAAACAUGUUUUAUCAUGGACAGUAAUGUCAAAGACAUGCUUCAAAUUUCACAACAGUUUGUUGUCACUGGGAAGCCAAAGACACAACUAGAGGUGAGAAAUUAGAGAGUUGUUUUAAAUGCUAUCUUACUUGAAAUAAUCCCUGACCCUUUGGCCCUCAUGUGUGGCUGCUCCCUACAAUAUUACCCCUGAAUCACAAAUUAAGGUCUCAAGAAUAAAAGAAAUGAUCACCAACUGAAAAGGCUCUUGAUGUUUCAUCAAAUUCUCCUUAUCAGCACCUUAGGAAAUCUAUAGAGAACAAUGUGGAGAGUAAAAAAAAUUUUUUUUUUUUUUGUAUUUUAUUAAUUUUUAUUAAUUCAAAGUUACAUACAUUUUUCAUAAACAAACAUAAUUCACUUAAACAGACAGACACGGUACAUCAUAUAUCUACAUACACAAUCCACAGUUCCUCUUAGCUCUCCUCAGCUUCUAAAUAUAAUACUAGUACAGUGCAGCAACAAACAUGAGAUUCUAUAUCAUCUAAUAAUUUUUGUACUUGUCCCAUUUCAUAGUUUUAGCUUAUUAUUUGAUUUUGCGAUCAUACAUACAUACUUACAUUAUAUGUUAGAGGGCAAAGGGCUAAUGGUGGUGACUUUUGUUAGUCUAGACACUGACUUAAGUUGGCCUUCGGUCAAGUAAUUUAGCUUCAUGAAAGUAACUGUAACAGUUAAAGAAUGAACCAGUAAUCAGGCUGGUUAUUUCAUGAAUGUGUUGAUUCUAUCAUUAAAUGAAACUGAUUUCUCCCAGCAACAAAUUCUUCAGCUGAUGGUUGGAAACAGAACCUUGAUCUGCUUCACAGAGACAGAAGGUAGGUCACCACCUAAGUAAACUGAGUUUCAAUGGAUUAUGAACCUCAAAGCAUAUUCAAAUAUUAACUAUUGUCUAAACUUGCAACUUCCUUAAAAUGCCCCAUUUCACCUUUUUCUAAUUAUUUUUGUGCACACAGAUGGUCAACACUCACUAUCUGAGAAAACAGCUGAUAUGCUCCUGCAUAGAGAAGUACCAGCAGAUGUGCUUGGUGACCAAUUACUAAACAUAUCUCCACAGCGAAGGACCCCCAGUCCUGCUCUAUCUCAUUCAGUUUCACAAGAAUCAUUGGCUCAGGUAAUUUUAAACAUCAAACUGGCUUUGUGAGUCAGAGAAACCCCUUCAGCUUGCUGAAAAUCCAUCUGUAUAAAUUAUGAACUAACUAAAUAUAACUUAACCUUGAGCAUUUAAAAUGUGGAGAAUUCAUUGAAAAUUGUAAUCAUGAAAAAAAAAAAUCUCCAUUACCAGUAAUUGGAAUGCCAUGGUGUCAAUUUUACCUAUUACAGUGAAAAAUGAUGUUAAUUACAUUGUAUACUGUCCACCAAUGCAGAAAGUUUUCACAGAUAAAACUAGGUACAGUUCAUCUGAGUUUUUUUUACCAUGAUUCAAACAGAGUUGGGUUUUGGAAGAUCAGAAGAAACUGGUUUGAUCGGGAAAAACUUAAGCCACCUAAGUAAUCUUUUGACUAAUAAUUUACAAAAAACAUGAAUAAAAGGAACAUAUUCAUUGUACUGUACAUUUAGUCCCAAACCACCUUCAGCUCUGGUUCAGUUUGGUUGAAUGCUAGAUUGUUUCGUCCUGAGCUAAAUAGCCAUCCUCUGGGUACUGAUUUCUCUGAUGGAGAGCCUUUUCCCCUCUUUACACUACCAGUGCAAGAGUGUGAAGUGAAAGAUGUUCUAACUUUACAAGUGAUUUAGUGAUGAUAUUAUAAAGUUUAAUAUUCCAUACAUGUUAUCUCAACAACAGGAUCAAUUUCUGAAGGUUUGCCUGAGUUACCUCAGGCUCCUGGUGAAUUCCAGGGAUGAACUGGCUCUUUCUCAGGCUAUCAAUAUACCUCACAGGGACUUGGCUCAUAAACAGUUUACAGUAUUGAGGAAGGUUGCUAGGGAAAAAAACAUGCCCAUGUUUCAGGUACCACUCAAUUUGUUUAUUAGAGUAAAUAUUGUGAAAAUUACACAAUUAUGUUACAAUCAGUGAAUGAAAGUUAUCUUUAAAAAAUAUUGAUAUUAAGACCACACAUACAUGAAGAUAUCAUUAAUAUCUGGCAAAAAGUUGUCAAUGAGUGGAAUCAAAUAUCAUUGGACUAAGAAUGUUGAAAUUGUAAAAGUCAAAACUCUCAACCUAGUUUAGAAAAUUCUUCCUUGAUGUUAGAGACAAAAUCAGGCAUGUUGAAAGAGUCUAGGAGUCAAAGCAUGGGAGGUGGCAUCUCAGUUCUUUUUCAAGUAUUUACAUCAUGAUGUUGACAUUCUUGCCUGUAUAUCAUUGUAAUCAGCAUCAGCUUAUGUCAUGGUUGAGGACAGGUUACAGAACCAAAGCUGUAAUCUUUCAAUCCAUUUACUGCGGGAGUCCUUGGAUAUUGCCUUGCUUUCAUUGGACUGGCUGGCUGUGGGAUGGAUUGAGUUGUAGUCUAAAAUGUAUAUAUAGACUUACCCAGUAAUAAUAAUUUUAAAAAAGUCUUCCACAUCAUUAUCCCCAGCAGUUAAAGGCUAACAUCAUUCAGUUUUGAACACUGUUUUUCUUUCCUUCCCUUCCCAACAGACGGCUGUCUCCUUUAUUCUGAGGAUACGAUUAGGUGGGAAGAGUUAUGCACCAAGCAAUGACAACCCACUUCUUCCAUUAACUAAGGUGUAUAUCAAAUAUUACCUUUAAUAGAAUUAUAUCAAAUAGAUAUUUCUGAUAUAUUUUAACUGUUAGAAGGCUUCAGGAUAUUUUACCACAAGAGGGAAUCUUUACCCAUCCAGCCGGAGCUUAUCCCAGUUUCUAUGUAGCAUGAAGCAACUAGGAGUAUUAUUAGGCAUGGCCCCCCCUGGAUGGGAUGCUAGUUCCUUCUUCCCCUCCAUUUCUUCCCUGACAAUUUACCCCCUCCCAUUUCUCCCCCCCCUCAAGGUUACCACCCCAUUUCAUCAGGCUUCCCCCCUACCCCUCUGGAUGGGAUGCUAGUUCCAUUGCAAGGUUACCACCCCGCAUUUUGUCAGGCUUCCCUGACAAUUUACCAGUACCCAUUUUAUACUCCUGGGUGGAGAGAAUCAUUAAAGGCAUGGCAAGAGUAUUUAAAAGUGCCUUGCCCAAGAACACAACACAUUGACUAGGCCAGGUCUCAAACCCAGACCUCUCCACCAGGGGUUGGUGAAGGCACUGAUCACAAAAUCUGUAGAGAGUGGUGUCCUAUCCCCAUGUGGGACUCAGAUUUUUCUGUCCCAUACUCAUGCCUUAUGUUUCAAAAAUUCUUUUUACAGGGUCUUGGAGAGUUUGUCACUUUUUUCCAAAAGCUACAAAAUGUCUGUGAAGAAAUAGCUGAUGCAAAGUAUGAAAGCUUUAUGAUGGGUAUUACUUUUUGAACACUGCUUAGUAAUUUAACAUCCUUUCUGCAAAAGGAAGGUUUUGAAACUAAGUUCACCUUUUCUUUUUCCACCAAGCAACUAAUGGUAAAAUAACAAAACUAUUUCAUGUAGAUUAAGUUUGUUUAACAAGUUAAUCAUGGCUAAAACUAUAUUAUUUUGUUGAACACUCUUCAAUGAGUGGGUUGGUAAGAUUGUCUGAAGUGAUUGUUGUCACAAACCAGGCAUCAAAAUCAAAACCAAAACCAAAAUCAUUUUUGGGGCCAAUUGUGUUGAAUUGUGUGCUUACCUUUCAGAAAUGCUGUCUUAAGAAUUAUCAACAUGCUCAAAGUAAGCAUUAUGAAAUCCAAAGAAAAGGUUUUUACAAAUGAAUGCAUCACCAAAACUGUGGAAUCUCUGAAAGAAAAGGUGGAAGAACUAAGCUGCAAAACAGGUGACGGUGAUGAAACAAAGUCAUCCAUGGCAGGAAUGAAUGUGUAUUUCCUGAUUCAGGCUGUUUUAGAUGAGCAUGUCAAGCAAAGUUGUCUCCAGGAAUAUGAAACAAUGGACUUGAGGUGUGCCCUUAUGACACCAGAAUUACCUCAUGGAAAAUCUAAAAUACGAUCUACACUGAGUCAGUUCAGGUAAGGCGGAAUAGUUUUGAAGAACUCUUUGACCUUUAAGACUUGUGGCAUGGCAUUCUCUGGCCAAGCUUAUAGAUUAGCUGGGGCUGGUAUAGUCACUCUCUUGUUUCCUUGAAUAAAUAUUUCUAGCACUGACAAAUUCACCCUCCACUUAAGAAAAUAAAUCAGUAAGUAGAAAAUUUGUGAGUCAAGAUAACCCUGGGAAACUUGUAUGUAGCUCCAGCAUUGCCUGUGAAAUAAAGUUCUAGGUAACUUGUUAUCAUCUUAGGAGAAAAUUCAAGACAUAUUUUUAAUUUUUUUUCUGGCUAGAACACCUGAUUCUGAGUCUUCAGAAGCAGCUGUUACACCACCAAAGGACCAGCCGCCAAAACACAAACCUGAAAAGGUAAGAUCUUGGUAAAACAGCAACUUUAUUCAUCUGAAGAUGAAAUCUAAGACAUGGUAACCUCUCUCUUUGUUUGUCUUUUGUCCAUUUUUAUUUUCAUUUUGUUCAAAGAAGCUUAGUAUCUUAAUGCAAUGGUAAAUCAUAUAUUGGGUUUCCUUGAGGACCAUCUUAGAAUAGCUGAUUAAUUUUUUAAUUGUUUUUCACAGAAACCAUUUGAAAGUUAUAGGAAAGUGUGUGGUGAUAUGAGCUGGGCCAAACCUGCUAACAGCAUUCAGAUAGGACCAAGUCCUGCCAACAAAAGAGACCAAAUGAUGACUGCUGCCAUAAACACUGAUAUUUUAACAUCUCAUCAGGAAAGUGGCAAUGAAUCUUACAUUAAGGAUACACCAAAAUGUCACACCAAGAAAAGAACCUUAACAGAAUCUAUAUAUGAUAAGGAGAACAUUCCAAUUGGUAACAAAACCAUAAAUGAUGUUAAAAAACCACCAGCCAAACGUAUGCUCCUUGAGACAGACAUCACUGCAAAAAAGAGCUCAAAGGGCAAAACUAAAACAAAAACAUUGCCCAAAAGAAAAAAGAUUCCAUUACUUCAAGGACAAAAACAGCUUACCAAUUUUUUUAGGUGA
Messenger RNA from Pocillopora meandrina, 16899 nucleotides. Lineage: Eukaryota; Metazoa; Cnidaria; Anthozoa; Scleractinia; Pocilloporidae. The record is from the annotation of a GenBank genome assembly.